Molecule: messenger RNA, 5381 nt
Organism: Pygocentrus nattereri (red-bellied piranha)
Lineage: Eukaryota; Metazoa; Chordata; Actinopteri; Characiformes; Serrasalmidae
Gene: prkcaa
Product: protein kinase C, alpha, a
Exons: 17
Coding region: 239-2245 (668 amino acids)
Biological process (GO): protein phosphorylation
Molecular function (GO): zinc ion binding; diacylglycerol-dependent serine/threonine kinase activity; ATP binding
Source: RefSeq, a predicted model, not a curated record
AAAGAGAGAGACAGACAGAGAGAGAGAGAGAGAGAGAGAGAGAGAGAGAGAGAGAGAGGGAGGGGGCCAAAGUCGACUCGAGUUUCUGCCUUCAGUAUCAAAGCGGGGCCAAAGCGCAGCGCGAAGAGAGCAGCAGCACGAGCCCAACUUUCCAGCAGCCCGUGAGGAACUGUACUGCACUGAGGCGUCCGUCUGUAGUUUUUUUCGUGUUGCUUUUCUUUUUGUUUACUCUCCUGCCAUGGCUGACGUGAACGAGUCCUCCUCGUCGGACGUUGCCAAUCGCUUCGCGCGGAAAGGCGCGCUCAGGCAGAAGAACGUGCACGAAGUGAAGAACCACAAGUUCAUCGCCAGGUUCUUCAAGCAGCCCACCUUCUGCAGCCACUGCACCGACUUCAUCUGGGGCUUUGGAAAGCAGGGAUUCCAAUGCCAAGUGUGCUGUUUUGUGGUCCAUAAGCGCUGCCAUGAGUUUGUCACAUUCUGCUGCCCUGGAGCAGAUAAAGGACCGGACACAGAUGACCCUCGGAGCAAGCAUAAAUUUAAAAUCCACACCUAUGGCAGCCCGACCUUUUGCGAUCACUGUGGCUCCCUGCUGUACGGCCUCAUCCACCAGGGCAUGAAAUGUGACACCUGUGAUAUGAACGUCCAUAAGCAGUGUGUGCUGAAUGUGCCAAGCCUGUGUGGAACGGACCACACUGAGCGGCGAGGACGACUCUUCCUGAAGAUCGAAGUGAGCGGAGAUGAGCUGCACGUUACGGUGGGCGAAGCCAGGAACCUGAUCCCGAUGGACCCUAAUGGCCUGUCUGACCCGUAUGUGAAGCUGAAGCUCAUCCCUGACCCCAAAAAUGAGACCAAGAAGAAGACCAGAACCAUUCGCUCCUCCCUAAACCCCACCUGGAAUGAGUCAUUCACAUUUAAGCUGAAGCCCUCAGAUAAGGACCGCAGGCUCUCUGUGGAGGUUUGGGAUUGGGACAGAACCACCAGGAACGACUUCAUGGGUUCCAUGUCCUUCGGAGUGUCAGAGCUAAUGAAAUCUGCAGCAUGUGGAUGGUACAAGAUGCUGAACCAGGAAGAGGGCGAGUAUUACAGCGUGCCGAUCCCAGAAGAGAAUGACGGGAAUGUGGAGCUCAGGCAGAAGUUUGAGAAAGCCAAGCUGGGCCCUGGUAAGAAGGCCAUCACCCCUCUGGAUGACGACAGGUCCAGCCUACCCUCCUGUAACCUGGACCAGGUCAAGCUCUCUGACUUUAACUUCCUGGCUGUUUUGGGGAAAGGAAGCUUUGGAAAGGUGAUGUUAGCGGAGAUGAAGACCUCAGAGGAGCUGUACGCUAUAAAGAUCCUGAAGAAGGAUGUGGUGAUUCAGGAUGAUGAUGUGGAGUGCACCAUGGUGGAGAAGAGGGUGCUGGCCCAGCAAGACAAACCCCCGUUCCUCACCCAGCUUCACUCCUGCUUCCAGACUGUGGAUCGUCUGUAUUUUGUGAUGGAGUAUGUGAAUGGAGGUGACCUCAUGUAUCACAUUCAGCAAGUGGGCAAGUUUAAAGAACCCCAGGCCGUGUUUUAUGCAGCAGAGAUCGCUGUGGGCCUGUUCUUCCUGCACCGGAAAGGAGUCAUAUACAGGGAUCUGAAGCUGGACAACGUAAUGCUGGACGCUGAAGGUCACAUCAAAAUCGCGGAUUUCGGAAUGUGUAAGGAGAACAUACAUGAAGGCGUCACGACACGCACCUUCUGCGGGACACCCGACUACAUCGCCCCAGAGAUCAUAGCGUACCAGCCAUACGGGCGCUCUGUGGACUGGUGGGCAUAUGGUGUACUGCUGUACGAGAUGCUGGCUGGACAGCCACCGUUUGAUGGCGAAGAUGAGGAUGAGCUGUUCCAGUCCAUCAUGGAGCACAACGUGUCCUACCCCAAAGCCUUGUCCAAAGAGGCUGUGUCUGUCUGUAAAGGGCUCAUGACGAAGCACCCUACAAAGCGGCUGGGCUGUGGUCUGGAGGGUGAGCGGGACAUUCGGGAGCAUGCGUUCUUCCGUCGGAUUGACUGGGAACGCCUGGAGAACAGAGAGAUACAGCCUCCAUUCAAACCAAAAGUGUGUGGAAAAGGGGCGGAGAACUUCGAUAAGUUCUUCACGCGUACGCAGCCUCAGCUGACCCCUCCAGACGAGCUCGUCAUCGCCAACAUCGACCAGUCUGAGUUCGCCGGCUUCUCCUUCAUCAACCCGCAGUUCGUCCACCCCUCCCUCACCAACACCGUAUGAAGGAGGGACGAGGCAGACGCAGGAGUAACUCUACCUACACAACCCCAAACGCCUCAUCUUAGCGUUGUCCCCAAACUCCUAAUCCAAGCCUCUCUUAACUCCAAGAAUCUUCUCUUCUGUUGUAGAUUUUCACAAGAUUUCUUCUUCUGUCCAUUGUUUCAAUUUUAGGCCAGUCAAAGAGUUUACCUUAAUGAUGUCCAAAAAAAAAGAAAAAGAAAAAAAAAAGAAAUAGCUCUGUCUGAUAUGGGUGUUUACAGUACAAACCAACCAUGUAAUCUUGUCUAGAAAGGAUUUAGCUCCAGGCACUAAAUCGUAAGCCAUGUUUGCUCUUGGACGCCAUCUUGGCUGAAGCUGCUGGGCUUUGACUAAGCAAGAUCUCACCGCCUGCUGUCUCCUCACAACGGUUGCCAUGAAAGCCCAUAACAGAUGCAGAAACCUGUGCUUCCUGGAGUUUAUAAUGUAUUCCAUGGCAGUCUUCCCAAUCAGGAGGCACAUAGCGGGUCAGGAAGCAGCAGGCCAGCCUUCUAUUUGAAUAUUUUGUUGUUGAUUUUGCGAUCUUUUGACGUCCCAGGGCCACUUUGAUGAAAUCUGCCUGCAGAGAAUCCCUGUAUAGGCGGAAGUUUUAGACUUGCAGCUGAAGGCAGAUGCUUUCUGUACCAAGAGCCUAGAUUUCUGUACCAUCAGAUAAGUCCUGGUCUUGUGGUUACCAACAUGUUCAAUGUAAAAUCACCAACAACAGUGAUUAAUCAGUUAGCAAAGUACCAUGGCUAAUCUGCAUUCUGACUGGUCUGUUUGCAUGCCAAGGCCAAGAAACCAUAAGCUAAGUUUGUGUUUAGCCAGUGCUAGCUUUAGAAUUUUCAUCUUUUGGUAGAAAUCCCUUCACUUGGCACCUUCAAAUGAAGUCAAGCAUAUCAGUACAGCUUACCAAUUGCUAACAAAGACGAUUUUCUAUCACAUAGUCGAGCAGAAAGUCAGUCUUUUGCUGAGCAAACAUGUCUAAUUAGCAGAUGAGAUAGCUGAACAACAUGGCAAUAUUCAUACCUUUGGUGAUGUCCUGCUUGCUUUUAUGCAUCUCUGUGCCACACCCAUGGAAAGCAUUUCUUCAUUUUAAUGCAACAUUCAUUGUCUUCUUGUAUUUCCAUGCAGUCACUGAAAAGGAUGUUUGCAUGCUAUCAUUGCUAACUCUGCUAAUGCUGCUUGGUCUGCAAAUGCUAAUGCAAAUUCAUUUCAAAAACAUUUCAUGUUGCUUUUUGCUUGUAGAGUUUAAAAUGAAGAGUUUAAAACUAAAACAUUUUCAAUGAGAAACAUCUAAAAAUGUUGACUAAGUCUUACAUCUGGCUAAAUAGAAAGAAAGCAGUGCCAGUUUUCUCCCUUUCACUUAUUUUUUUUUUUUUUUACCAAACAGCAGGUUCACUUUCCAUGGGGGCUUUGAAAUACACAACGAAAUUGAUUUUAUAGGUGAGAAUUAUCUAAUGAAUUAAGGUGAAAUGAAGUGUUUGCAUAUCUGUCAUGCACAUGUGAUGUCGCAUGUUGUUGAAUUCAAAUAACGCCAUGUUAAAGAGUAUUAUGUUGUUGGAUGAUGGUUAUAUAUGUGCUAGUUGCCGAAAUGACAUUUUUACUGUUUUAGAUUUUAUUCCUUCUCACGUUUUUUUCUGAUCUACCAUCAAUCUUUCAUUGUAAUCUUGCAGCGUAUUAACAAUUUUGUAAAUAUUCAUAGGUUAUUUAAGAAAGAGAGCAAGUUGACAUUUUUCUAACAACUGAAUGUGCUUUUAUGACAUAUAGCUGAGAAUAAGGAGCCUAAAAAGUCUACUUGUCAAGUUACAGUCUUUACACACGUUGAAUCAGCUGAAAUUAUCAAACGUGUUUCGCAUUGUUUUGAUAACUUUUUCAAUCUGGUUUUAUUUUAAAUAUUUUCUUGCUGAUUAAAUUCUUAGUGCUAAUAUACAUGUUUAAACUGUUGAAGUGUCUGUAAUUACAGGUCGUUUCUAUGUGCUAUGGUUCACAUCACAGCUACACCCUCAUUAAAAUGUUACAUUAGUAAUCAGCAUAAUAUUAAUUGGAACUGUGUUUACUGUGUUUACAUAUCUGGUACAGGCUGCAAUUUAGGAGCUGAUUGGAUGCUGUGGUUGUAAAGUAGGAGCUGAUUGGCUGCCUUGCCUUGGCUCUCCUGGCCUGCAUGUUGUUAUUUAGGUGAAAAUCAUGCACAUAGGGGAAAAGAAAUAUAUGCAUAUAUAUAAUAUUCAGCAUGCAUGAAAAUAAAGAAUUAAAGCAUUCCAAGAUUUUAAAGCAUGGACUUAAUGUGGCAAAAAUCAUUUUAAAAAUCUAGACAAACUUUCUUUUUUAAAUAUUUGAUUGCGUUAUGAUUUUUUUUCUGUCUUUUCUUCAGUCAGAACUGCCAGGCUUUCAGGAAUUCGUCAUUUGGAAUUUUUGAUCCAUAUCGUAUUUUAGAAUGUUUAAUUCCACUGGUAGAAUAGAACCAGAAACUGGACAAUCUACUUGAUUUGAUUAUCUAAACUGGGUACCAGCUUCAGCAUCAUAGUGCAAUUUUUUUUUAUUAUUUUGCUUUGCUUGCCAUGUCAUCUACUCGACCAUCAGUUUCAGUUCAUCAAUACACAAUCUACUCUUUUCUAUUCAUUUAACAUGUAAACAGUCUUCUGUCGACACAUUUAACCCCUUAAACCUGAGGCUUUUUAUAGAACACCAGAGAGAGUGUGUUAUCGCGAAAUAACAUCACCACUGUGAUUUGGUUGCAGGCACAAGCUGAAGGGGAUAACACAUGGCCUCAAGUGUUCUAUUGCUUAAAUACAACAGUUAAAUAAAUAAAGUAAGAAAUAAAUAAACUGGGCCGUGAACAUGGCGUUUAAUAUGUUUUAAUGUUAGCAAUUCCUUCCGCCAAGUUAUAUUUCUUUAAAUAUAAAAGUAAAACCGUUCAAAUGGCUUGAGCGUCUCCGACCUAUAAUACCUUAUACAGUUUAGAUCAAAAUGAAGCUUUGAAGAGUUACACAAUGAUCAAUCACAUGCUGUAUUUACCCAUUUAUAGUCAUUUCUGAACUUAUCUGCUUCACGAUUUGAUCACCACCUUUCAAAUACAAGGCAGUGGGUGUCUGUUUCCUUAUAAUUAAAUUCCCAAAUCACA